This is a messenger RNA of Heterobilharzia americana, 1730 nucleotides long. Lineage: Eukaryota; Metazoa; Platyhelminthes; Trematoda; Strigeidida; Schistosomatidae. The record is from the annotation of a GenBank genome assembly.
UAUUAAGCACUAGCGAGCGCGGGUGAAAUAAACUGUGCGGUUAUUUUUUCGGGACGUCACAUUGUUAUGAAAAUUUUGUAAAUAAUGGGAGAAGGUGAAAAAGACGUAUCAAAUAUCGAUAAAUUCGAGACACUGUCUCUAAGUGAUCCGCCCACCUCAAAUUCAGAGACAAAUGAAACCUCCACUUGCCUAAAUGACGAAUUCUGUAAUGAUCAAGAAGAUUCAACUCAGAAAGAGAUCGAAAUAAGAUCUGCCUUAGUUCAACAAACUAAAGAUUUAUAUGAACAAUAUGCUCGGGAACAGUUUCCUAGAGAUCCAGAUAAACAAAAAGAGUUAAUAGCUGAGAUGCAAGACCAAUAUUUUGAUCAUUACUUAACGGAAGUUUAUAGAUUCCAACUUGUUCAUCAACAACAGCAACUUGAACAGUUACAUGCAGUAAGAUCCAUGGAAAAAAAAUCUGAUGGCACGAAUUACGAAUCUGAGACAGAUUCUCCACUCCCACUACCUCUAAUCCCUGCAACAAUCUGGACCCGUAAGGAUAUUGUGGAGUUCAAGCGAGAAAUUCUCGAUGCCCAAAAGGAGUGUUGUAUAAAGAUAAGCUCUUUAGCCACAGCAACAGUACGUGUACCAACUCAUCCUAAUGGAAAAGCUAUAUGUUGGGAAUUCGCUACAGAUCACUAUGAUUUGGGCUUUGGCUUGUAUUUUGAGUGGGAUUUGGAGCCACCUGAAAAUAUCUGUGUGAACAUUUCCGAAUCUAGUGAUGAGGAAGGUGGGGAAGAUGAUGAGGAAGAUGGACUUAGUCAUGAUAAUUCCGGGGAAAAACCAUCACCUGAAGAUGGGAAUAAAGGACCUCAUGAUUUGGAAUUAGGCAAAAAGUCAUCACAACCUCGUGUACCUACUGAUGAACUUAUACCUAUCUAUAGGAGAGAUUGUCAUAAUGAAGUGUACUGUGGUACACAUCAGUAUCCAGGUGUUGGUGUGUAUGUAUUCAAAUUUGAUAAUUCUUUCUCACUGUGGCGGUCUAAAUGGUUGUAUUAUCGUAUUUUCUAUACGCAUUGAAUUGCAUUGCAUAUUUGGCUCGUUCAGUGAUAUUUAUUAUAACCGUGUUGUCAACAUUUCUUAAACUUCAUGUCAUUUCACAUAUUCAGCUUUUCUAAACGGGUUUCCCUGUUACCACUUCACUCUUACAUACAAUUGUUUUAAUGUUAUGGUUCUCAUAUUGCCAACUGUUAUUGAUCUCAGUGCUCAUGCAUGCAGUAACUUGGCAUUUAUCCUAUUUCAUAAUCAAGCAGUACAAAUUUGCAUUAUUUUACUAUCAAGCUUCUAACUUAUUUGCUUUUGUGUUGACUUACUCUGUAUUUCCAGUAAAACAUGCCUUCUUUGUAAGGUAGUAAAUUAAAUCAUUUCGUCUUUCUCUUUUCGCUAACUUUAUACUUGAAAUUUAAAUUUAUGUAUUUUACAACUUAUAUGUUUAUAAAGGGAUAAGCAAAUAUACUCCUGUACUUUAUUCACGCACAUUGGUUUAACUUGUUUUACUUACUAAUAUUUCUUUUUAUUAUCUUCAUAUUAUUUUGGUUUAUCUAUUAUCUGCUAAGUAAUACAAUUCAGAAACUAUGUACAUGUUCGUGUUUUUGGUUAUGAGAUGCAUUAGAGCUGAUGCUAGUACGUUGCUGCUUAAGCUUGUGCAUAUUCAACUAGCAGAUAACGUUACGCUAAGAAUUAGAAAGAAA